Messenger RNA from Penaeus indicus, 6353 nucleotides. Its product is annotated as histone-lysine N-methyltransferase 2D-like. Lineage: Eukaryota; Metazoa; Arthropoda; Malacostraca; Decapoda; Penaeidae. The record is from RefSeq and is a predicted model, not a curated record. The coding region runs from base 16 to 5784 and encodes 1922 amino acids. The transcript is spliced from 18 exons.
CCGCCGGGGCCGGGCAUGGGACCAAGACCCCCGGGCCCCCCCGGCAUGCCCGGACCAAUGGGACCAAGGGGCCCGCGACCCGGAAUACGAGGAAUGCCGCCGGGUAUGGGCCCAGGAGGGCCUCCCCGCGGCAUGCCCCCCGGCCCUCGCGGGAUGCCCCCGGGGAUGGGGCCCCUCGGACCACGUGGAUUACAGAUGAACGGCAUGGGGGUCCCCCGAGGACCGCGGCCCGGGAUGAUGGGCCCUGGCGGGACUCGCGGACAGGCGCCAGGACCCGCUGGCCCGGGAGGAACCAGCUCGCCGGCCCACAUGGGACCUCCGAGGCAGCGUCCACCUCUCACAGACCCGAGCGGGAAGGGACCCCCGGCCAUGGUUCCUACGCCGCACGGUCCGCUCCUCCCGCCCUCUUCAGCCGAAAACACAUUUAAUUCCCUACAAGACAAUGCGAUGAAAGGCUUAACUGGACAAGAGCUGCUGAACAAAGCGAGAGGAAACGUGGACAAAAAGCCCGGCAUUUUCAGACAGGGAUCACUGGGGCAAGAACCUGGGGGGCACACUAACAAUCUCGGUUCGGGGUUGAGCGCGAACAUGACGCAGGAUAAGUUAGGUCCUCUCGCGCCCGGAAAUUCUCAAGCAUGGCCCUCACCAGCCACGCAAGGGCCAACAAACACAACUCAGGGGCUACCUCAUUCUACAUCUCCUCACCCUGGUAACAAAGGUCCAACAAACACUCCCGACGUGGACCUGAGUCAGCUGAGCGAAGAGGAGCGAGCCAUCAUAGAGAGCGUCAUGGCGAAGGCGCAGGAAAUGGAGACCCAAGACACGCCCGCUAAGCGAAGUGCUGAUGAGGCACAGCGGCUUCGGCUUGAGACCGGCAUGAUGGGAGACAAGAGCCAGCAGCAGCAACAGCAGCAGCAGCAGCAGGAGCAGGCGCAGAAGCAGCAGGCGCAGCAGCAGUUCCAGCAGAGACUUUCAGGAAUGUUCGGACCUCAAGCUGAGAUGCGGCCGGGUCCUCAGGGCUACCAACCGGACACGCUGCACCAGGGCCAGCUUGGCGCUGACCAUGCCGCGGGGGUCCUGGGUCCUGGAGCCGCCGACCCGAGGAGAGGGCAGCUCCGCACGCAGGCGUCUCUUGAGGGGCAUCUGCACGGCACGGGGAUGCUGCGGAGUCCCGCGGACGGCCAGGACACGAGAACGACCUCGGGGGCCGCGGCGACGACCCUCUCCGGCGCGACGAGCACCAUGGGCGGCCGCAUCCCGGUGGGCGGGGUCAAGCUGCCGGGGAUGAACGAGGUGCAGAGCGGGGCGCUGCAGUCCAACCUCGCGCAGAACAAGAUGCAGGCGGGGCUCGGCCAGCAGGACAUGCACCACCUGCAGCAGCAGGCCAACCAGGCGCAGAUGGGGCAGAUGAAGCCGCAGACCAUGCAGGACGCCGCCGGCAACCUGGUACCGAGCGCGGGCGGCCCCAACGCCCAGGGCACGAGUAGCGUGACGCCCGGCAUGAGCACCGUCACGACGAGCGCCCACGACCCGCUGGCGGCCAGCAAGCCCUUCGGCCCGGGCGCGCAGCAGCCUGGCCUCAUGAAUAACCAAAUGAACACGAACAUGAGUAACAUAGUGAGUACCCAACCCAACAGCCAUAUCAGUAACGCCGUUAGUAAUCAAACUAACUCCCAAAUUAGCUCCCAGAGUUCACUACAAAACAAUAUGAACGCUCAGGGCAACCUUUCCAUGGACCCCUCAUUAAGCACACAACAAGGAACAUAUUUACAAAAUCAAAUGCAGAAUAAUCAAUUACAAGCCAACAACAUGUUCGGCAACAAAAACCAGGGCGCCCAGAUGCAAGGGUCGCAGAUGCCAGGUCAGAUGGGAAUGCAGAUGCAAGGGCAGUAUAGCGCGGGCAGCCUCCCGGGCACACAGAUAGGCAACCACAUACAGCCCGGGGGAACCUUACCGAACCAACACAUGUCGAACCAACCUAACCAGAUGACCGACGUGGGUCAGAUGAACCAGAUGAACCAGAUGCAGAAUGCGAUGGGUGCGCACGACAGCAAAAAUAUUUCUAGCCUCAUUCACGGGCCACAGAUGCAGACCAGACAGCAGCAGAACCCACAGCAGCAGCAACAACAGCAACAGCACAGCUCAACAGCGUCGUCUGCUCUUAGUGGUUUGAGCAGUCUCUUCGGCCUGCAGAAGAACCGACCAGAAGGAGAUGGAUCUAGCCAGCAGCAGCAACACUUACAGCAGCAGCAACAGCAUCAGCAACAACAGCAGCAUCAGCAACAACAGCAGCAUCAGCAACAACAACAGCAACAGCAUCAACAACAGUUACAACAGCAGCAGCUUCAACAACAGCAGCAACAGCAGCUUCAACAGCAGCAGCAAUAUCAACAACAGCUUCAGCAACAGCAGAAUUAUCAGCAGCAACUGCAACACCAGCAGAAUUUACAGGAACAGCAAAAACAACAAAACCUGCAGAUGCAACAGGACCUUCAACAACAAUCUUUACACCAACAAAAUCUACAACACCAACAGCAAAAUUUGCAACAACAGAUGAACAACCUCAAUCAAAACCUGCAACAAAACCUUCAACACCAACAAAAUUUGCAACAGCAACAAAGCUUGCAACAACAGCAAAACCUCCAACAGCAACAGAGCAUGCAACAGCACCAGCACAACCUCCAACAGCAACUCCAGCAGCAUAACCUCCAGGACCAGAGCAUGCAACACCAACAGCAAAUGCACCAGCAGCACUUGGGACCACAGCAGAAGAUGGGCGCGGUCUCGGGUCUCAUUGGCGACCACUACUCUUCAGCCUAUACAGGAAUCUCCCCUCCCUCGCGCCCGCUGUCCAGGGAGGAUCUCUAUGGGCAACAGCAACAGCAACAGAAUCUCCCAGAUGGCGUGCUGCAGGGAUCCAUGAUGCAUCAGAGGCCCGCCCCGCUGUCCCCAACGGAAGUCCGCGGCGGAGUGAUGGUGACCACGUCCGGGAUGGUGAAGUCUCUGGAACGCCCACGCCAGACUUCAGACACGAAGGGGCCAAAUGUGUCGGCUUCAGGAGUAGGAGCACAGCAGGGUAAAAGCUCAAUUAGUGGCAUGUUGUCGGACUUCACACGUGCUCUGGGCCUCGGCGGCAACUCCCCGAAGGACGAGCAGAAGGGGCAGGUGGUCUCCACGUACCAGCAGCAGAAGCAAGCUCAAAGCCAAAUCCAGACUCAGGCUAACCUGAUCACCUCCCAGAUGGCCGGCCAACAGCAGCAGGCUCAGAUGGCAGGCCACCAGCAGGGCCAGAUGGUGGGUCCUCAGCAGGUGUACACGUCCAGCGGGCAGGUGGUGACCCAGCUGGCCAACCACGUGGGCCCUGGAGUGGCCAAUGUUCCAAAUACGGUCGUUGGAGGCCAAGUUGUACAGAAUCCUACUGUUGUGGUGAGUGCAGGCCAGCAGCCUGGAGGUCAGCCCCUGCUCUUCCAACAGAUGACCCCCGCACAACAACUGCAGCUGCAACAAAUGCAACUGCAGCACCAAGCACAACACCUAAAGAAGAUGCGCCGCCAGGACCAGGCGGCUGCAUUGCAACAGCAGCUCAUAACACAGGGCAAGAUUUCGCCGACGCCCCUCAGGAAGGACGCCCCGGCAGCAGUUCCCGGCCUGCAGCAGCUGCAGAACCUACAGCAGCAGCACCUGGCAGGGAAGGUGGGCGCCCGCGUCAACUCGAACCUGCCGACGGCCGCCCUGCUGCAGCAGUCCACCAUCGCCACGAGCGACGGGAAGCCUCGCAUGUUGGUUAUGCCCGGCCAGACCAUACCCACUACGGAGACGCCGCUGUCCUCUCUCCAUAGGGCGCGCCUCCGCUCCUCCUCAGACCAGCUGGCUUCACCCGAAGAGUUUAGCAUGUCAGGGGUGAACGCCCAGCUGGCCAUGCUCACCGGCACCCCCAGCACCCCGGCGGGCACCCCAAGGGGCCUCCGCGACGACUCUUCUGACACCAUGAGCGAGACAGACAGCCAGAAGAGCCUCAGGAUCCGCCGCAAGCUGCCGCACCUGCCGCCCGACCAGGAGGCGGCGCCGCUGCCGUCGCAUAAAAAGAAUUCUUUUGGACUCAACGCCAAGGACAGAGUCAGGUCACAGAUGGCUCGCCAGUCUUCCCUGGACGGUACCAGCUCCUCCGGACGCGUGGGUGGGUCGCUCACCAUGGGUAGGCCUUCCUCAAGCAUGACCAAUCUAGCUAAUAUUUCCAAAACUCCAGAUAUCACUCUACCCAUUCGCCCAGGUUCUGCUCUGGGUAUCUUAGGUCACACAAGCAACAGUAUGCGUAGUUCGACCACAUCAGGACCUCAGUUGAAGUCCGGCCUGCCCUCCAGCAUCGCCCAGUGCCUCCCGCCCGACCUACACCACCUCAUCUAUACCAAUGUACCACCGCACUCUAUUGCAGACAACUAUGGCUCUCAGCAGCUGCCAGAAUACAUGCAGAACCUGAAGGAACAGCUGAGGGAGGAGCUCAAGUCCACCACAGGCGACCGGCGGGCCAUCCUGGAGGCCGAGCUGCUCCGGCUGCAUGAAGACCGGCGCCGUGCCCUCACUGAUAAGGACAAGGACAGGGACGGUCGCCUGCGCAGGGAGCUGGACCGCCUUUCCUCCUCCAGCUACACGGGAUCGCUGACGCUCAAGCAGAGAAUGGAAAUACAGCGUCGUCUGGGCAUGACUUCUGGCACGAGCAAUUCCACUGGGUCAGCCAGCUCCUCCCCGAGGAACCAUCGCCGCAGGGGGCACAGACGCCAAAUGUCCGACCCAAAGAUUUUCUCUUCAAUAUCCCCUAUAAAGGAGGACAAGGACUUGGAGAAAGAACUGGAGAGAUCUCUUUACGGUGGGAGUCUCCGCGACACUGCCAUCAACUGCAUGGACGAUGAUGACCUUCUGGCGGCUCGCCUUUUAGGACUGAACAGAAACACUGGACGUCGGAGCUCCGAGAGCGGUUUAGCCACUGAGUACUGGGGGCGAAGCUCCACCCCCGGCGCCACCAUGUACGACUCCGGCAUGGGAGGCUCGAUACGACAGAAACCCGGCAGAAAACCUCGCAAACCUCGCUCUUGGCAUCCAUCUCCUUACGCUUCUGACGACGACGACGACCUCUUGUCCCGCGAGGAGAAAAAGCAGAAAAUUAAAGCCGAGAUCGCGAGGCGUAGGCAGCAGAUCGAAGAGAACUCCCGGUUGCACGAAGAGCUGCUGCGUCUCGCCAGGUUACGAGAAAGUGCCGAGUUAGGUUACUCCGACCCGAGAGCUUACGGGCCCUACGACCAAAGUCCUCCGCAGUCCGCACGUGAUUCCACCACCAGUGUCUUACGCUCUAUCGACGAGAUCCUCCGGGACGCUCGUGAUCCUUCUUCUGGUUAUUAUAGUGGUUAUCCCCCCUUCAAGCCAGGAGGUUCUCCACCCAGCUGGUACGGCAGUUCUCCCGGCGUCAGAACCUCCCCUCGUCACUACUACGGAUCCCGAGGACCUUCGCCUUCCCGUUAUCCCAUGACAGAGGAAGAUCGGUCCAUGGCACGACUGGCUUCGACUUUCCAGAACGAGGAGUUCACAGGGGCCCUUUACGACCGGCUCUCAGAUUUCUCCCCCUUAACGGCCGACAUAAGUGAUAGCAUGAGUGACUUUACCCCAGCCAUGCCCUUGCUUCCGGACAUGCCAACCAGGUCCAGGAAGUUGCUCGAGGAUCUGGGAAGCUCACCUAUCACGAGUCAAGCACACAGAGGCAAGUACGAUGUGCAGAGACGGUAUCGGAAGUAAGUUUUUCUUUUGUGUCGUGAUUCUGUUGGUCGCUGUCCCUCUUCGAAACCUUCUGUCACAUUCUCGAGCUGUCCCGUCUUCAGGAAAUACGAAGAAGAAGCCAGAGUCUCGUAAACAAAACGAUGUGAUACUAAUGGAGGGGCUUGUCGACGUUAGUGCACUUAUCAUUAUGUAAAUUUAAGUACCAGAAAUUAAUUCGGUUGUAUGUAAUAUGAUGGAAAUAUGGUUCAGUGUAAUCCUUUCCUAAAGUUAACUGAAUAUUACCCCAGUGGCAUGUUUUCUCGCGAAUACAGAAAUAUACGCAAUAUAAAAUACGCCAUAUAUACGUACACACCUGUGAUCAGGAUGUGUAGAGGAGAAUGAUUGAGUUUAUUUGAGUAUAUGUGAAAGUCUAUAUGCGUUAAUGAAUUCAAAAAGUUUAUUUAUCAUCAUGAUCAAUAUCCUUUUUAUUAUAUAAUCAUAAUUGUUAUUGUUAUAUACACAGUAUGCGAGUGUGUGCGUUUAACAUGUAUGUACUCGUACAUAUAAUCAUAAGCGCAAAACACGCACACACGCACGCACACACACGC